UCGGACCUCACGAGCGAUCGCGCACACCAGCCACUGCCUACGGAUGAUGGAGGAGCGGAUCUGAUCUAAUCUGAUCUUCGGACAAUCAUGCUGCUCGUUCACACUCGCUGUUCCUUCGAAACUUCCAGAAAGUCCGACUGAUUGUUACAGUAUGUGAACUGAAUCAGGCCGCAGUGAGAUCCAGCAGAAGUCUCAGUCAUGUACUCUGAGUGGCGGUCUUUACACCUGGUGGUCCAGAGUGAUCAGGGUCACCUGAGUGUGCUGCACAGUUACCCGGCAGGCGUGGGUCGUGAUGUGGCAAACGCGGUGGUGCGCCCCCUGGGGAACAGCCUUGGAGGUGCGCCGUCUGAGUGCCUCCUCAAGACUGACAAGGAGGUGAAAUGGACGAUGGAGGUGUUGUGUUAUGGACUGACACUCCCUCUGGAUGGAGACACAGUUAAGUUGUGUGUGGAUGUCUACACUGAUUGGAUAAUGGCCCUGGUGUCUCCCAGAGAUUCGAUACCUCAGCCAAUCAUCAAAGAGCCCAACCUGUACAUUCAGACCAUCCUCAAACACCUGCACAACCUUUUCCUGCCCAGGCCGGAGCACUUCAGUCUGAUGCACUUUAAGCUGUGUCAGCAGGUGUUGUCUGCAGUACAGAAACUGGCACGUGAUUCGUCAGGUAUGGCCAGAGAGACGUGGGAGGUGCUGCUCCUCUUCCUGCUCCGUAUCAAUGACACGCUGCUGGCUCCGCCCACUGUGGGAGGUGGUAUAGCGGAGAAGCUGGCAGAGAAGUUAAUCAGUGUGCUGUUUGAGGUUUGGUUUCUGGCCUGCACGCGCUGUUUCCCCACCCCGCCCUACUGGAAAACCGCCCGAGAGAUGCUGGCCAACUGGAGACAUCACCCUCCGGUGGUGGAGCAGUGGGGUAAAGUGAUCGCGGCUCUCACAUCCAGGCUGCUGCGGUUCAUGUAUGGCCCAUCGUUUCCUUUGUUUAAAGUGCCAGAAGAGGAUGCUACUCUCAUUCCAGCGGAGAUGGACAAUGACUGCGUUUCUCAGACGUGGUAUCGCUUUCUACACAUGCUCAGUAACCCGGUGGAUCUGAGUAAUCCAGUCAUAGUGAGCUCCACUCCAAAGUUUCAGGAGCAGUUACUGGGGGGCAACAGUGUUCCUCAUGAAGUCAUCCAGCACCCCUGCCUCAAACAACUGCCCCAGAUCUUCUUUAGAGCCAUGAGAGGAGUAAGCUGCCUCGUGGAUGCCUUCCUCGGUGUUGCCGUUUGUAAGACAACCGAGUGUUGUGAAACUCUGCCCUCUUAUGGUAUAUCCCGCCCCCGGUCAGACAGUGCUCCGCCCACCCCUGUUAAUAGACUCGGUAUGCCGACGCCCCCAACGACAACCAACACUACACCCCCUCACAACCGCAGACACCGCCCCACCGCUGUUACCAAGACAACCAGCAAAGCCUCAGUGACCGGUCAGACCAAAGUGUCGCACCAGCCGUCCUCCACCUCCCCUCUUUCCAGCCCAAACCAGACUAGCUCCGAGCCCAGACCGCUUCCUGCCCCGACCCGGCCAAAGGUCAACAGCGUGCUGAAUCUGUUCGGCCAGUGGCUGUUUGACUCUGCACUGGUCCACUGUAAACUCCACUCCGGCCUGAGCCGAGACAGCAGUAUGACGGCCCUGGCGACUCAAACUGGAGUUGAACUGAGACGUAAAGGGUCUCAGAUGUCAACAGAAACUAUGGUGUCCAACCCCAUGUUUGACGCUAAUGAGUUUCCUGAUAAUUAUGAGUCUGGUCGAGCUGAAGCCUGUGGAACCCUCUGCAGGAUCUUCUGCAGCAAGAAGACUGGAGAGGAGAUACUUCCUGUCUUCCUUUCCAGGUUCUACAUGGUUCUUAUUCAGGGUCUUCAGAUAUCAGACUUCAUCUGCAGGCCAGUUCUAGCCAGUAUCAUCCUGAACUCAUCGGCUCUGUUCUGCUCUGAUCUCAAAGGGAUUAAUGUUUUGGUCCCAUAUUUCAUAUCUGCACUGGAGACUAUACUCCCUGACCGAGAGUUGUCGAAGUUUAAGUCGUAUGUAAACCCCACUGAGCUGAGAAGAGCUUCCAUCCAUAUCCUGUUGUCCAUGCUUCCUCUGCCCCAUCACUUCGGCAACGUCAAAUCGGAGGUUCUCUUGGAGGGGAAAUUCAGCAAUGAUGAAAACUCGCUUCACGACAAGCCGGUCACCUUCCUUUCUCUGAAGCUGCGAUUGGUCAAUAUUCUGAUUGGCGCCUUGCAAACAGAGACAGACUCGAUCAAUACACAAAUGAUACUCGCUGCAAUGCUGAAUAUCGUACAGGAUUCUGCUUUGUUGGAGUCUGUUGGUGCUCAAGCUGAAGUGGUGAGUGCGGAUGGUCAUCCACUGGCUAAGAGUCACAGUCGCAAUAAUAGUGGCAUCAGCAAUGCCAGCGCUGGCAGCUCAGAGGCCACGACGCCAGACAGCGAGCGACCCGCCCAGGCCCUGCUGAGAGACUACGCUCUCCACACAGAUACGGCGGCUGGACUGCUCAUCCGAAGCAUUCACCUGCUCACACAGAGACUCAACUCGCAGUGGAGACUUGACAUGAGCAUUUCACUGGCCGCUCUCGAACUGCUCGCUGGACUCGCCAAGGUGAAGGUGAGUGUGGAGUCAUCAGAUCGUAAGCGUGCAGUGAGCUCCGUGUGCAGUUAUAUCGUGUAUCAGUGCAGUCGUCCCGCUCCGCUCCACUCCAGAGAUCUGCACUCCAUGAUCGUCGCUGCGUUUCACUGUCUGUGUGUGUGGCUCACAGAACACCCCGACAUGCUCAACGAGAAGGAUUGCCUGAUCGAGGUGUUGGAGAUCGUGGAGCUCGGCAUCUCGGGCAGCAAGUCCAAAACAGGCGAACAGGAAGUUAAGUAUAAAGGUGACAAAGAGCACAACCCGGCGUCGAUGAGGGUGAAAGAUGCAGCCGAGGCUACGUUAUCAUGUAUAAUGCAGGUAUUGGGGGCAUUCCCGUCUCCCAGUGGCCCCGCCUCCCCCUGCAGCCUGCUGAAUGAGGACACACUCAUUAAAUAUUCACGACUCACCUCCACGUCUCACAGUAACUUCAGAUAUUUCGUUCUGGAUAACUCCGUCAUACUUGCCAUGUUGGAGCAACCACUCGGAAAUGAACAGAAUCCCUGUCCGUCAGUCACCAUGUUAAUCAGAGGAAUGUCUGGUCGCCAUGCGUGGACGAUGCAGCUCUUUCAUCAGCCCAGAGGAGCAAGAGCCAAUCAGAAGGUAAGAACCAGCCGGCACCACCAAUCAGAACACAGAUGUACUUUCAGAAGCCAGUCAAAACCAGAUAAAAUGCAGGUGUUUGUGCCAGAAAGUCGACCCACUCCUAAAAACGACGUGGGAAUUCGAUUUAACGUGAAGCACAGACCGUUCCCAGAGGAAGUGGAUAAGAUUCCGUUUGUGAAAGCCGACCUGAGCAUCCCAGAUCUCCAUGACAUUGUGGAUAAAGAGCUGGAGCAGCAGCAUGAUAAGCUUCGAUCAGUGAUGGCUGAACAGAUGGAAUAUGAGCAGAAACUCGAGCAGCAGACAGAGGACUUAUGGAGGAACAAACCCUUCCCUGAUCCUCUGACGGACUGUAAACCUCCCGCACCCGCUCAGGAGUUCCAGACCGCUCGACUCUUCCUGUCACACUUCGGCUUCCUGUCACUAGAGGCACUCAAGGAGCCUGGUAACAGUAGACUCCCUCCUCACCUCAUUGCUCUCGACUCGUCUGUGUCAGGCUUUUUUGAUGACAUCGGCUAUCUGGACCUGUUACCAUCACGACCAUGUGACACUGUUUUCAUCUUCUACAUGAAAGCAGGACAGAAGAGCAGUCAAGAGAUCUUGAGAAACGUGGAGUCUUCAUCAAACGUACAGCCUCAUUUCCUGGAGUUGUUGUUGUCUCUGGGCUGGCCGGUGGAUGUUGGGCAGCAUCCUGGAUGGACGGGCAGUGUGUUCACCAGCUGGACCAUCAACACGACUAACGGCACUGAAACUCCAGAUGGUUGUGUGACUGUGGGUGACACCGGCGGUGGUGUGUUUAACGGAGAGAAGCGUGUUCUCUAUUACGCUGAUGCACUGACGGAAAUCGCCUUCGUCGUGCCUUCGCUAACGGACUCAUCCGCGGAGUCGUCAGAGAACAGUUUCCCGACCGCAGACUCUGACUCUCAGAUGGAGUUGUUACCCAGUUUGCUGAAACAGCCCAACCUCACACUCGAGCUCUUCCCUAAUCAUUCUGAUAACAUGGGACCGACACAACGGUCCCCCACAGUGAAAAGCAGGAAGUUGCCGACAGGCAGGACGAUACCUCCUUUAGGACCAGACACUAAAGUGCUGGUGGUGUGGGUCGAGCGAUACGAUGACAUUGAGAAUUUUCCAGUAUCAGAGUUACUGGCUGAGACGAGCACAGGUGUGGAGACAGCCGUCAACAGCAGCGCUGCCAGGUCCAGCUCUUCAGAGAAAGAUGUUCCAAUUAUAUUCAUCCAUCCACUGAAGACCGGACUGUUCCGAAUCAAACUACAUGGAGCGAUGGGCAAAUUCAACAUGGUGAUUCCACUAGUGGACAACAUGGUCAUUAGCAGGAGAUCACUUGGUUUCCUGGUGCGUCAGACGGUAAUAAACGCAUGUCGACGGAAGCGUCUAGAAAGCGACUCGUACAGCCCGCCACACGUGCGACGGAAACAGAAAAUCGCCGAAAUCGUGAACCGUUAUCGUAACAAACAACUCGAGCCGGAGUUUUACACCUCACUGUUUCUGGAGGUCAAUAAGAGCAGCCUCGACCCUUAAACAAACAUGCAAACAAAAGGGGAAUUCAUCAACAUCUGUUUUAAGGGUGCAGGAUUAAUUACGUUUUUUAUGUCAGUUGGCAAAAUACUUUAAGAAACUUUAACACUUUCAGUGCCCUCCUGAGAGGAUGUUUACUUGUCCGUAUCUUAAUAUGCAUUCUGUAUUCCUCCUAUCCUUAUUGGUUGAAUCUCACUCAAACAUGCCCAGGUGAUAUAUUACUAUUAAAUAUUAUUAUUAUUAAAAAUUCCAGUAGCAUUUUAUGCAUUCUGACACUAUUUUGAUGACAGUUAAGCACAUUCCCGCCGCCAAGAAUUACAUAAGUGCUUGCGGAGGUUUUUUACUUUAUUAUUUUUCGUACAUUUUUUUGUAAUUCUCAUUAAAUUCUCAUUUCUGUAAUACAGUAAUUUUAAACUGUAUCACCGUAAAAAAAAUACUGUAAAACAAAAUACGGCAUAAAUUAAACGCAGUACUAAUGCUACUAUGAUAUAUAUAAAUUCAAUACAUGUAUACAUUAAAUAAAUACAGUACAUUUAUUAGAUAAAUACAAUUUAAAUAACAUAUAUAAAAAAAGAUAUAUAUUAUUUCCACAUUACAUUCUUGCGAAAUUUGGGGAAAAUGUGCUUAAUUGUCAUAAAAAAUAACCUCAAUGCAAAAAAGUAUUUUCUUUUAAUUUGGGGGUGAAAUAUGAUCCAGACCUCUCAAUACUGUAAUUCAGAAUAAAUUGCAUUUUAUUUCAUCAUCUAUUAUUUUACACAUCAAGGACUGGGAUGGUGUGAACAUCCUCACAUGAAUCAUUUUCCUCUGAAAGCACUAUUACAAAUGAACACUAAUCUCCAUGUCUAAUGAUAUAAUGCCAGAAGCUUCCUUCCUCCAAACACACACAUAUAGUGUCUUUAUCACCCUCAGGUCACAUGUCUCAUGCUGUAUGUUUCACCUGGCCAUGUAAAUGAAAUGCACUCCAUGGCACGCUUGAUUACUGAAGCUUUUUUCUGGGAACUGGUUUAGAGACGAUGAGAAAUGUAUUCCUCCAAGGGAUUUUGAUGGUGAUUGUUAAUUGUCCAAAGCAGACGAACUACUGAGCUUUUUCCGAAUCAGUUUUAGCGAACAUUUUGGCCGUUAUUGGCUAGUCGCCAUAAGCUCCGUAAUGCUGCAUUACUUUCACUCGCAAUGCAUUUGACGUUAUUUAAGGGCUUUUCAUUUUCUUUUUUGUUUGAUUAUUUUAUUUUAUGUUCGAAAUAAUUUUCUGAAUAUACAUUUCUGCUGGUUGUCUGAAACACUGUUACACACAUUUUUUUCGCUCAGCAAUCACAUAUAUUAGUUUCAUAUUCUCUAGUUUUUUAAAAGUAAAGCACUAUGUAGGCAUAACAAGUAUGAAACGUUACUGUUUUGGUCCGCCAUGCUCAUAUACAGCCUGUAUUUAUUUUAUGUUCCUCUCUCAUAAAUCUCCUCUUUAUUUAGAAACACCUUUAUAUACAGUACAUUACAAUUCUUUUGUUAUAGAAAAAGGAAUUUUCAUCCAAGCACAACACAAGUUUUGAUCCGGUUAUUCGUAAUAACAAUCCAGGAAUAGAAUUCCACAUCAUUUCCCAUUUUUGUGGUCAGAAAGCUCAGAAGUUCUCUGAUAACACUGUUUUUGUAAGAAUCAAACUGUAAUGACCGACAUGCACCGUACAGGAUGUUCAUGUGGUCGGUUGCAGCGUCUCUUCCUCUUUACCAUGUGUAAAUAUUGACGGCAUGGACUUUGUAUAAAGUUUUACUUUCUAUGUAAAUAUGCGGGUGUGAAGGUCACUCACUUAUCUUAUUCUAUUGAUUAGGGACGGCACAACAAAUGAACGCUUGUUUGUAUUUAUCAUAUAUUGUGUCCAAAAGAAACAUUGGAUAUUGAAUGUAACACAUGUAAUGAAAUAAAGAUUUUAAUUAAAUUCUUAUCAUACAAUGAC
Messenger RNA from Myxocyprinus asiaticus (Chinese sucker), 6731 nucleotides. RefSeq names its product ral GTPase-activating protein subunit beta-like. Lineage: Eukaryota; Metazoa; Chordata; Actinopteri; Cypriniformes; Catostomidae. The record is from RefSeq and is a predicted model, not a curated record. The transcript is spliced from 31 exons. Gene Ontology annotation, molecular function: GTPase activator activity. The coding region runs from base 199 to 4791 and encodes 1530 amino acids. Gene Ontology annotation, biological process: activation of GTPase activity; regulation of small GTPase mediated signal transduction.